AAAAUCACACAUCCAAACAGAGACUUAAAUAUUAUCCUUCCUUGCACACAAAGCCGGAUCCCUUCGUCCAAAUCCAUUUCGCUCCCAAUUCCUAAACGGGUCGGUUCCAUUUGUCCUCAUCGCGCGAUAAUCGCUGCCCCUUUGAUUAUCUAUAUCUAAAGUAUUUAACCAAACAGAUCUCAAUUCUUUACUUUAGUAGUUUAGUAUAAAUAUAUGGGCUGAAGUGUACUUUUCAUGGGAGGUGUAGAGGAUGAUGAACCACCGUCGAAACGUGUGAAGGUGACCUCUAUAGAUUCAGGGGGUAUUUCCAACAGUUUAUAUCUUAGACAGAGAGCUUGCACACACACACUUAGUGAUUCAAUGGCUCGGCUUUUGGCAACUGAAGGGGAUGAUGAGGUUGUUGGUUCAAAGGGUAUCAUAAAGAAAGUUGAACUUGUUCGUGUUAUAGCUGAGGCAUUGUAUUCGCUCGGCUAUUCAAAGUCAGGGGCAUGCCUGGAGGAAGAGUCUGGAAUUCCAUUUCAUGCCCCUGAGAUAGAUUUUUUCAUGCAUCAUAUUCUUGAAGGCCAAUGGGAUGAAAGUGUUGCUGUGUUGCACAAAUUUGGCGUAACGGAUGAAACAAUUGUUAAGUUAGCAUCUUUGGCAAUAUUUGAGCAGAAAUUCUCAGAACUUUUAGAUGAUGGAAAGGUCAUGGAUGCUUUAGAGACUCUGCGGACAGAGAUCACUCCACUUUGCGUAAAUUACAAGAGAGUUAGAGAGUUGUCUUCCCUCGUUUUGUCUCCAUCACAAAAUUUACUUGAUGGAACUUCUAGUAAAGGGUCAAAACUCGAAUCUCGUAAGAUAUUAUUGGAUAAAUUGCGCAAGUUGCUUCCCCCAAAAGUAAUAGUUCCAGAGAAAAGAUUGGUGCAACUCGUCGAGCAGGCCCUUGUCUUGCAAAAGGAUGCUUGUAAGUUUCACAAUUCCUCAGUCGGGAAAAUGUCAUUGCUUGCUGAUCAUCAGUGUGGGAGAGACCAUAUUCCUACUCAAACAUUGCAGGUAUUACAAGAACACGAAGAUGAAAUAUUGGUUUUGCAGUUUUCUCACAAUGGAAAAUACUUGGCCUCAUCAUCUGGUGAUCACCUUGUUAUUAUAUGGGAGGUCUUGGAUGCUGGUCAAGUUCUUUUAAAACAUAGAUUAUAUGGUCAUCAGAAAUCCGUAUCCUGUAUAUCGUGGAGCCCUGAUGACAAACAGCUCCUUACAUGUGGAGGAGAGCUAGUUAGAAGGUGGGAUGUUACCUUGGGGGAAUGCCUCUAUAUAUACGAAAAAAGUGGCCUUGGUUUGGUCUCUUGUGCGUGGGCGCCAGACGGGAAGAGUGUAUUCUCUGGUGUUACUGAUAAAAGCAUCAUCAUGUGGGAUCUGGAAGGGAAAGAGUUGGAAUGUUGGAGACGACAGAGAACUCUUAGGAAUGCUGACUUGGGCAUCACUAGUAAUACGAAGGAGCUUAUUACCGUUUGUAAAGAAACUGUAGUACUAUUGUUCGGAUGGGAAUCUAAGUCCGAGCGAUUCAUCGAGGAGGAUCAAAUAAUAACCUCGUUCUCUUUGUCCGAAGAUGGCAAGUUCUUGCUCCUCAGCCUUUGGAACGAAGAACUCCAUCUUUGGAAUAUCGAUGGAAGCCCCAGGCUGGUAUCUAAAUACAAAGGCCACAAGCGUUCCCGUUUUGUUUUGCAAUCUUGUUUCGGGGGAUUAGAUCAUGCAUUUAUCUCAAGCGGCAGUGAGGACUCACAGGUUUACAUAUGGCACAGGCUCUCGGGAGAGCUGAUACUAACGUUGGCCGGGCACACGGGGGCUGUAAACUGCGUCAGCUGGAAUCCGGCAAACCCCCAUAUGCUGGCGUCAGCGAGUGACGAUCGGACGAUACGAAUCUGGGGACUGAAUCAGGUUAAUGUGAACAACAAUGGGAGGCAUAGUAAUGGAGUUCAUCACUGCAAUGGGGGGAGUUGAAGUUGGAAAGGAAAUGACUCAUUCCUCCAUCCAUCUAAUUUCUUCUUAGUAAAUUGCUUUUUAUGUAAAUUCUUUUGCUUAAUAUGUCCAAUCCAAACUAUAGAACAAGAAGAAUGUGAAUUUGCAUUUAGUGUCUUAAUAAUACUCACUGAAAAUCUUCCCACUGCUAAAA
Molecule: messenger RNA, 2149 nt
Organism: Salvia hispanica
Lineage: Eukaryota; Viridiplantae; Streptophyta; Magnoliopsida; Lamiales; Lamiaceae
Product: WD repeat-containing protein 26 homolog
Molecular function (GO): protein binding
Source: RefSeq, a predicted model, not a curated record